GCGGUGGUAUCAUUCACUAGCAUAAAAUUUGUUGUAGGAGUGCGCGGUUUAAAGACAAAACGUUGCAUUUUAACGAAUUUAAUUGUAAUAUAUUUAAUAUUUUUUAUAAUAAAAUGUACAAUAAUCUAUAGUAUCUAUAAUAUUAAUGAAAUUUCGGUAUAGACAAUAAGUAUUGUCGUGUCGUUACGGAACGUUUGUGACAAAGUUGAAAAUCAGUGAGGUUAUAAAUUACAAACAUUUCAUGAAAUAAAUGGAUUCAGCGCCAGCACAAGAGGUAACUGAGCUGCUGAGACAAUGGGAGGAGCAACAUGCAACACCCAACUUCGACCCGAUACCGACUUUGACGAGGAUAGCAGAGAUAAUAGAAGCAGAAACAGAGAACUUUAUGAAGAAAGAUCCGGAUCCAUUCGAUGAGAGGCACCCGUCGCGUACUGACCCCGAGUGCGCGCUUGGACACGCCCUCAAAGUUAUGUUCAAGAAAGACAACUUUAUGACUAAGCUCGUGAACGACUAUGUACGGGACACGUACUACUCACGGCAGAAUAUCACUGGCCGUGACGUGCACAAACUGAACGUGGCCGCCUGCAGACUGACGCUCGACCUCAUGCCUGGACUCGAGAUGAGCGUCGUCUUCCAGGACAACGAGGCUCUGAUCCACCGGCUGGUGAACUGGGCGACUAACUCUGUGGAGCCGCUCCAGUGUUACGCCACCGGGCUACUCGCCGCCGCAAUGGAGGUGCAGGAGAUCGCCACGAACUUUAGGGAUUUAAACGCAAUGCUAGUACCGCUAAUGCUUAGGAGGCUACACGCUUUAAGAGAGGACAAGCAGAAUAACCAGAAUGCAGUGACGCCGCCGAAUCAGACGCGACACUUCGCUCGCUUCGACAAGAAGAGAAAUAGUGACAUUAAAUGCAACGGACCUAGUAAAGAAAAGAAAGAUCGUGCCAAAGACGAGGGCGGUGGGGGAGAUAUGUUAGUGGACGAGUCGCCCCCGCAGGCCAGCAGAGACCCCGAGACCCCAGUCAAAAAUUUCAGUAGUCCAGCAAACGCAUGCUCUCCCCCCUCGCAGUGGGGGAUGAUGUCUCCCCCCCCUCGGCCGCCGCCCCUACACCAACACGAAACAUCAUCCAACUCCAGCUGGGCGGAAAUGGAAACAUAUGUUAUAGGUAAUAUACAAAUUCACCCUCCGACGGACGCCACCAAACAGAUGCUUAUACUCCGGUAUCUCACACCCAUGGGAGAAUAUCAAGAGUUCCUAUCACACGUGUUCGAGCAGAACGCUCUAGGUUUGAUCCUUGGCUACCUGAACGUGCGCGAGUCCAGGGACUCUCGGCUCGCGUUCGAAGCGCUCAAGUACCUCGCCGCUCUGCUUUGCCACAAGAAGUUUUCCAUUGACUUCAUUAACAUGGGAGGGCUACAGAAAUUCCUGGAAGUGCCUAGACCAUCGGUGGCAGCGACGGGGGUCUCGAUAUGCCUAUACUACCUCGCGUACUGCGAGGACGCCAUGGAGCGAGUCUGCCUACUGCCGCGGAAGACCUUGGCUGAUCUCGUCAGGUACGCGCUCUGGCUUCUAGAAUGUUCGCACGACUCGGGCCGCUGUCACGCCACCAUGUUCUUCGGUCUCUCCUUCCAGUUCCGUGUCAUACUCGAAGAGUUUGAUCAUCAGGACGGGCUCCGUAAACUUUACAACGUGAUAUCGACGCUACCAAUACUGAGCGCGGAUGAGGACGAAUCGCGAGUAUCCGAGGACGAGACCUGCGCCGCGCGACAAAUCGUACGACACGUCUGUGUCGCACUAAGAAGGUAUCUAGAAGCUCACCUGCGGCUUAGAGCGGCGCAGGUCGCGAGGCAACAUGGCGACAAUGUACCCGAGCCACCUCCUUAUAAGGCUUCAAAAUCGUCUCCGGAGGAGAUACAAGAACAGAUAGAGUUACUGCAAAGCGUGGCGUGGUCCCGUUGGCCGGCGGUGGACGAGCUCCUGGAGCUGGGCGGAGUCUCCUUACUGCUGCAGGUCGUGGGAUACGCGUACGAGUGGAACUUUAACGGCAGAUCGGAGACAGUCCGGUCGGCGCUGGACGUGAUCUCAGUAUGCUGCGUGGCGCCCCGGGUACAACUUCUGUUGACUGAAAAAAUUGACAUGAGGGAUACAGAGAUGACAACCGGAGUCAACAUAGUUCUUGAUGUAUUGGCAGGCGCGGCGGACGGAGAGAUAGUGCCCGAACCCGACGUACAGAAAGCCGCGCUCAACGUGCUCGUCAACUGUGUUUGUGCGCCCGUGCAUAGAGCUGGCACAUCGACGACGCGGUUUUCAAUAACCGGUUCGAGUAAAAAGAAAACCGCACUGAAAUCGUACGAGGACCUCAUACAGAAAGUUUGGGAGAGUGUGCGAACCAAUAAUGGGAUUAUGGUGCUCCUCUCGCUAAUGAUGGUGAAGUCCCCAAUAACGGACGCGGACAGACUGCGCGGGCUGGCGUGCCGCGCGCUGGCCGGCCUGGCGCGCUGCCCCACCGUCCGACAGAUCAUAUCCAAACUGCCACUCUUCACCACCUCGCAGAUACAAGUGUUAAUGCGCGACCCGAUCCUGCAAGAAAAGCGUCAGGAGCACGUCAUGUUCCAGAAGUAUGCUCUCGAGCUGUUGGAGCGGGUCUCAGGGAAGAGCAAGCAUAUGGGGGCAGAGUUCGAGACAUCGCUAGCUAAUAUACAUCGAGCGAACGUGGUGGCGCAGACCCGCAUCAACUACAACGAGCGGCAGCUGCUGCAGCUGGUGGCGGCGCACCUGGCGGAGCGCGGGCUGCCCGCCAGCGCCGCCACGCUGCAGCGCGAGGCGCGUCUGCCGCCCCCCGCCGCGCCCGCGCCCCCGCCGCCGCCGCCGCCCCCCGUCUACACGCCCUCCACGCCCACCAGGCCGCGUCUCUCCGUGUCCCGUGCCAACAGUAGCGGUUCCCUACAUCGCGAGAGUUUAGAUCUCAACUCCUCACACACGAUGCACGUGGAUGAAGCCAGCCCACUGCCACCAGUCAUCAAGCUAAGAAAAGUACAAAAUCCGCCUUUAAAUACAGUCUCGACGCCGACGUCGGAACAUAAGAGGUCUCUGCAGAAGCAGCUGAGCGUGCCCCCCGGGGAGCCGGCCCCCAGCCAGCACCGAGUCACCCUCCACACAAUCAUCACCGAGUAUCUAUACAACCAACACUCGCUCUGCAAGAACCCAGUCGCUACGUGUCCACAGUUCAAUUUAUUCGAGCCGCACAAGUGCCCCGAGCCCCGGCGCGGCGGCGGGCUGGGCGGCGCGGGCGCGGAGCACUCGGUGCUGGGGCGCGUGGCGCGCCGCGAGCUGGGGCUGGGCGGGGCGCGCCGCGCGCACGCCCGCCUCGUGCACGCGCACUUCGCGCCCGUGCGCACGCUCCGUCUGCAGGACGACGACGCCUACUUCACGCACACGCUCUUCCACCCUACACAACAACAAUUGUUGGCGGCGACAUCGUCCGGCGACAUUCGGGUGUUCAACCUCUUCAGUGGCGUGGAAGAGAACUCCUAUCAAGUUCACGAGUCUUACAUAUACCAUAUGCAGGCGAGCAGAGACGGACUAUUACUACUAGCCUCAGCGACAACACCGUGGCGACCUCUGUCGGCAUUAUGGAAUAUGAAAGAAUUCGAAUUAUUAUUUCAACUAGACAACGAAGAGUACGUUGAAUUCUCGAAGAUGUCGGACGAGCGUAUAAUCGGCACCAAGGGCGAGACGGCGACGAUAUUCGACACGCGCACCGGCCGGGAACUGAUGACCCUAACGCCGGCCAUUAGCAAUCAGUACGCCAAGAACAGAGCUACCUUCAACCCCACUGAUGAAUUAGUACUUUCUGACGGUGUGCUUUGGGACGUUAAUACGGGCAAAGAGAUACACAAGUUCGACAAAUUAAAUCAAACUCACAGCGGCGUGUUCCAUCCGAACGGGUUAGAGGUUAUAUCAAACACAGAAGUAUGGGAUCUCAGAACUUUCCACCUACUGAGGACAGUCCCCACAUUAGACAAAUCCGAGGUAUUAUUUAAUCCAACGUGCACAGCGCUGUAUGCGGUCUGCUCCGACCAGGACGCGGAAGAAAGGAGUCAGUUCGAUACCAGUUUCAAGACAUUAGACCCUUACGACUAUUCAAGUAUAGCAACGAUUGACGUGAAACGAAAUAUAUACGCACUGGGAAUAUCGCGGUACGGAACGCAGAUAUCUAUAGUCGAGAAUAUGGGCGAGUUUGAGCAGAUGCAGGAGUCAUACGUGAAGAUAUACGACGUCGGUCGCAAGAGAGACCACGACGAUGACGCUGAGGAGGACGAUGAAGAGGAACUGGCGGGAGGAUCGGAGAACGAUGAUGGGUCAGACUCAGGUUCCGAUAACGAUGACGAUUUGGCAUCGUCUCUGUUGCGCAACGCAGUGAUGGGACUGGACGGGAACAGUUCGGGGUCGUCGUCCCACGAGGACGGGGACGCGCCGCCCCGGCGCAGAGCUCGCCGGCGACGGGUGAGUCAACCGGACGAGGAAUCGGUAAUUCGCAAUAGCUUGCUUAUCAUCAUCAUCAUCAUAAUUGGACUUAUUAACGCGAAAAGAAACCAACCUACAAUGUGGUCGAAAAUGAGCUGAUUAUGCCAAAUUAUGAUAUAUAUUAUAUCUAUGACUGAUUUUUAUUUAAAUCCCGCGAAAAUGCUCCAAGCUGUUUGGAACAUUAUAAAAAAAAUUAUACUAAAUUGAAAUAGGUCAACAACUUAAAACUUAAAAUGAAUCCAAUCCACUUUAAUCGAUUUUCAGAUCAACAAAAUCACAAACUAAAAUAUCAAUGAGCAAAUACCAUUUUAAAUUUAAACGUCAAUUACUUAAAAGUGUCACUUUGGUUUGUUCCUUUUUGCGUAAAUACGUCCAUAUAUCAUCAUCAUCAUCAUCAUCAUCAUCAUGAUCAUGAGCGCUUUAAGGAGCUACAGCUUCCAUUUGUUUUUUUGAUGAGAUUUUUUUUAAGGAUAAGUCGGCAAACGAGCUUACGUUUACCUGAUGGUAAGCAGUCGGCGCCGCCCAUGGACACCAGCAACACGAUAAGAGUUACGAGUGCGUUGCCGGCUUUUUGGGGAUAAGUGUUUCGAAUAUUUAAGGAUUGGGAAUGGA
This is a messenger RNA of Spodoptera exigua (beet armyworm), 5140 nucleotides long. NCBI's taxonomy places the organism in Eukaryota, Metazoa, Arthropoda, Insecta, Lepidoptera, Noctuidae. The record is from the annotation of a GenBank genome assembly.